GGGCUCAUAACACGGAAGCGGAAGCGAGACAUGUAACGUUGAGCUGUCUAUUUCAUGUUGUUUACAUCAGAAUUGAUUUUGUUUAAUAGUUUAAUGCCACGUACAGACUCACAUUUACAGUUUACACGUCAAAACAAAGAUCACGAAGAGAUCUCCCGUCAUAACCAUGAAGAGCAACAUGAAGAGCGUUGGAGUUUUAUCUUUUCACGUUUUAACGUUAUUACUGGUACCUCACAUCGACUGUUGGAAUAAUGAUGCUGUGUUACUGCGUGAUGUUCAGGUGCUCACCCUCCACAAAGGUCGUUUCACCACAGCACGCCGCUCCAGUCCUGUUCCGCAGCUGCAGUGUGUCGAUGGGUCCGCUGGCUGCGGGGCAUUCGUAAUAGAGGUGGUCCAGUGUUACAACAGAGGAUGGGAUGGCAUAGACAUACAGUGGGAAUGUAAAGCCGACAUGGACAACUGGUACAGGUUUGGCCGUGUGGAGGUGUCCUGUGAAGGUUAUAGCAGUCCUAAUGACGAGUAUGUGCUUAAGGGAUCAUGCGGUCUGGAAUACACGCUAGAGCGCACGGCAGAGGGGAAACAACAGCACGGGCACGACUCCAGGGGCUCAUCUGGUUUUUCAGGCUUUGCCUCUAGUUUCUUCCAAGGCUCUUCUAAUCACAAACAACAGCAGAGAGGACACCAUCAGCCAUAUGACAACUCACAAAACAGCCAGUCGGGUGAAGGAGUGGGGGGGCUUAUAGUGGUAGGGAUCCUUCUGCUUUUGGCGUAUGGUGUGUACAAGAUGUUUCUAUGCAGUCCUACUCAAGGCCGUCAAGGUUACUACGGCAAUGACCCUCAAGACUUCGGAGGGCCUUCGGAUACCAGCCAUGGCACAGGACCACCUCCUCCUGGAUUUAAGCCAGAUUAUUACGCAGACCAGUCCAGCUCAGGGCCCGGCUAUGGUUUUUCUGACGAAUACACCAAACCUCAGGGUUCUUGGACUGGUUCCAAUUUUGGAAGACGAUCUGGUUAUGGUGGCACCGGUGGCGGUGGUGGAGGGUUUUGGACCGGAAUGGGAGCAGGUUCACUUCUGGGUUACAUGUUUGGGAACCAGAGAAGCCAACCACCGAUGGGAUCAUCACACUCCUACAGACCUUCUCCAGCACCAAAAACAAGCUCAGGAACACGCACUGCUUCAGGUUUCGGAGGAACUAAAAGAAGAUAAAUGAAGAUGACGGAUGAGUGAUGGAUAUCCACGCUCACAAGCUCAUUGCCCACAUUGGUCAGGAUUGGGACGUGACCUGACAUUUUGAUCUUGAAUAGUUUGUUUCUAUUUUCUUAAACUCAUUUACGCUCCAGACCCUCUUCAUGCUGCGCUUAACCAGUAGGCCUGUGAAAUGAUAGUAUAGUGCUGUUUGCUAGAAAUUAAGUUGCAUUUUCGUUUUUAUAACAGACUUUUCUCUUUUGGGCUCAGCUUUAUUGACUUGAAUGUCUUUAUUUUACUUUAAAAUAGUCAAUGCGAUUGUAUAAUUUCUGGUUUGACAGUUUUGUUGCUUUAAGUAAAUUAGUGCCAUAUGCAAAUUGGCAAACAGAGCUGUUGACUAUUCAAACUUUCACAUGGUCUUUAAUUGCAGGUCACUGUAUGGCAUUGAUUUUUAGAAAAUACUGUAAUUUCGUAAUUGCUGUAAUGUUGACAUCAUGACUUAGCAUCUUGUUUGUGAACAAUGAUGCAAGGACUUGCUGUGAUGAAGGAUUAAGAACAUGUCACAGGCUCUUGCAGGUGUGUUGCUGUUUGAAUGAAUUGGCUUGUAAAAUGCACUCGAUUUGAAUUUGGAUGAAUCGAGAUGCACCAAUGCGGCUGAGGAAAAUCUCAGUCACAUACAUUGAAAAUGUAUAUGACAUAUUUUGUACACAUACAAUAUGUGUGUUAAAUAGUAUGUGACAUUUGAAUCCUAAACAUUACAUGAAAUAAAGAAAUGCAAGUGCACAUAAAAAGAUCAUCGUUUGUUUCUAAACAACAAAUAAUAAAGUGUGUUCAUGUA
Messenger RNA from Triplophysa dalaica, 2024 nucleotides. RefSeq names its product store-operated calcium entry-associated regulatory factor (gene saraf). The record is from RefSeq and is a predicted model, not a curated record. NCBI's taxonomy places the organism in Eukaryota, Metazoa, Chordata, Actinopteri, Cypriniformes, Nemacheilidae. The transcript is spliced from 5 exons. Gene Ontology annotation, cellular component: endoplasmic reticulum membrane. Gene Ontology annotation, biological process: regulation of store-operated calcium entry. The coding region runs from base 167 to 1207 and encodes 346 amino acids.